UCCUACAACGGCCCGAACUGUGGGAAAACUUUUAACUUCAGAUCAAUUUUAAGCCGGCACCACUGAAUCCACAGAGAGGAGAGACCCUUCAGGUGUGUGGAGUGUGGGAAGAUCUUUGGUGACCAUUCCACGUUAAGUCAACAGUGUCAGCUCCACAUGGCUGAGAAGCCCUACAAGUGCCUUGAGUGUGGGAAGAGCUUUGGUAGCAGCAGCCAUUGGUUGCGUCACCAACAUGUCCACACUGGGGAAAAACCCUACGUGUGUCCCACGUGCAGGAAGGAGUUUGGGAGUAGAUCAAACCUCACCACUCACCUCCAGGUCCACACAGGGAAACGUCCCUACAAGUGUUCCGACUGUGGGAAGAGCUUUGUUAGAAGAUCUCAUCUCAUCAGGCAUCAGCACAUCCACACGGGAGAGAAGCCCUACCCGUGUCCUGACUGCGGGAAGAGCUUUGCCUGGAACUCUGAUCUCAUCAAGCAUCAGCGCAUCCACACGGGAGAGAAGCCCUACCCGUGUCCUGACUGCGGGAAGAGCUUUGCCUGGAACUCUGAUCUCAUCAAGCAUCAGCGCAUCCACACGGGAGAGAAGCCCUACCCGUGUCCUGACUGUGGGAAGAGGUUUGCUAGAAGCUCUGGGCUCAUCAGGCAUCAACACAUCCACACAGAAGAUAAGCCCUACCCGUCUCCUGACAGGGGGAAGAGCUUUGCCUGGAGCUCUGUGCUCAUCAAGCAUCAGCGCAUCCACACGGGAGAGAAGCCCUACCCGUGUCCUGACUGUGGGAAGAGGUUUGCUAGAAGCUCUGGGCUCAUCAGGCAUCAACACAUCCACACAGAAGAUAAACCCUACCCGUCUCCUGACAGCGGGAAGAGCUUUUCCUGGAGCUCUGUGCUCAUCAAGCAUCAGCGCAUC
This is a messenger RNA of Chaetura pelagica (chimney swift), 909 nucleotides long. Its product is annotated as zinc finger protein 572-like. Lineage: Eukaryota; Metazoa; Chordata; Aves; Apodiformes; Apodidae. The transcript has a single exon. The record is from RefSeq and is a predicted model, not a curated record. The annotation marks the transcript as partial.